AGAGCCACUACAACAUUGUUAUGCACAGAUGCAAUGGCUAUCUUCCACCAAAGCUCUCCAUGAGAUCCCAAAAGGUGACCUCCCUAAGGGCGGCUGGUUUGGCAGUAUGAUCUAACAGAAAAGCACAUAGCUGAAUAGUGCUAUGGCAGAAGCUCUGAUACUAGUAUUGCUUCAAAAAAUUGCAACCACCCUAAGAGGAGCUGCACAGAAGGCAAUCAGCUCACAAUUGGGGAAGGAAGCCACCCUUUUGUUUGACGUGGAAAAUAGCAUGAGAGAAGUUGAGUGUGAAUUUGAUGUAAUGCAGGCCUUUAUAAGUCAAGUGGAUCCAUAUUGUACGAAUAACCAAGUCUUCCAAUCCUGGCUAAAGCAUAUAAGAAUGGUUACCUUUGAAGUUGAGGAUAUCGUUGAUGAAUACGCCUUUCUCCUCGGAAAGAUGAACGGCACGGAAAGUUUCCUAAGGAAAACACUCCAUAAGUCCAAAAAACUCAAGGUGUGGUAUAGUGUUGCUUCCCGGCUUAGACAAGUGAAGAGCCGCGUCCAGAACCUAACAGUCAUGAAAGAGAGAUAUGGCAUCAAGAUAUCUGACAAUGAUGGAACCUCUUCAGGUUGUACCGCUAAUCGCCAGAUACACUCUUCUAAUUCAUCGUAUUUAAAUUAUGGUGAUGAUGAUGACAAUGCAAUGGUGGGACAAAAAGAUAACGUGCAAAGACUAACAAAGCAUCUGAAUGCUUCAGGCAUGGAUCGUUCUAUCAUUACCAUCCAUGGAAUGGGAGGAUCUGGCAAAACAACUCUUGCAAGGAGCAUAUACAGGAAGCAAGACAUCACAAAGAAAUUUGACUGUCAUGCAUGGAUCACAGUGUCACGAAAUUACCAGAUUGAAGAUCUUCUUAUGAGCAUCAUGGAUAAGCUUAAGAUUGGGCAUCGUACUGAUAUUAAUCUUGAAGAAAUGGUGCAAGCAAUCCACACUUACCUUGAGAACAAAAGGUACCUUAUUGUUUUAGAUGACAUGUGGGAUAGAGAUUCUUGGUCAUGCUUUGAAGAUGCAUUUCCAAGGAGAAGCCAAGGAAGUAAAGUCAUCAUUACCACUAGAAACAAAGAAGUUGCCAAAUUAGUUGAGUUGCAGGGACAUAUUAUUUCGCUCAACACUCUCCUACCAAUAGAAUCAUGGGACCUCUUUUGCAAAAAGGCAUUCUCAAAACUGCCAGAGGCGAAAUGCCCUGAAGGUCUCAUCAAGCGUGCUGAGGAAAUUUUGGAGAAGUGCGAAGGUUUGCCUCUUGCUAUUGUAGCUAUUGGAAGCCUUCUAUCUUACAGGGGCAUUGAGGAAAAGGAGUGGGCAUCAUUUUAUGAUCAACUAAAUUGGCAGCUAACUUAUAAUCCAGAGCUCAGCAGGGUCUCAAAUGUCCUAAGCUCGAGCUUAAAUGAUCUUCCAACCCAUUUGAAGAAUUGUUUCCUGUACUGUGGAUUAUUCCCAGAAGAUCGUCUAAUUAGGCGUAAGUGGAUAAUCAGAAUGUGGAUAGCUGAAGGAUUUGUGGAAGAUCGAGGAACAGAGACAACAUUGGAGGAAGUGGCAGAGGAUUAUCUGAAGGAACUUACUCAACGAUCACUGAUUCAGGUUGUUGAAAGGAAUGAAUUUGGAAGACCAAGAAGGUUUAAAUUGCAUAACAUGGUGAGAGAAAUUACUUGGAUGAUGUCAAAAAGGCAGAGGUUCGCUCUCAUAUGCGAUGACCCAGAUGUAACAAGCCUUGGUGAUGCAGUGCGCCGUGUGCCUGUACACAAAGGAGGCCAACACUUUCAGCCAAGUGCAUCUUGGCAGCAGCUGCGCUCAUUUUUGUUAUUUGAUAAGCACGUAUCUAUUUCAUGGAUCUGCAAUGCUUCAUCAAAUUUCAGGCUAUUAAGGGUCCUGUGCCUAAGAUAUUCGCUACUGAAAGAUUUCCCAAAUGCCAUAGUUGGUCUAUUCAAUCUACACUAUCUUGAUUUGUCACGGACAAAAGUGAACAAAAUACCAAAAUCAGUGGCAAGGCUCAAAAACUUGCAGACGCUGCAUCUCAGGCGUACAUCAGUGAGUGAGUUGCCAUGUGAGAUUACAUUGCUCGCAUGCCUCCGCCACCUGUCUGUAAGUACAGACCUAUAUGGCACAUCAUUUUCAGGCAAUGUUUAUGGUCUCAGAUCUUUGCAUACUCUCAAAGAGAUAAAAGCCAGCAAGAAUUUAGUCCAAAAUCUCAGCUACCUGACACAGCUUCGAAGCUUGAGUAUUACUAAUGUGCUGGCAAACCACAAUAGAGAUCUUUGGAGUUCCAUCGGAAAGUUGAAAUUUCUUACUAGGCUGGCUGUUUCAAGCCGUGAUGACGAUGAAGUGCUUGACUUGGAAAACUUUAGAGCUCCCCAAUAUCUGGAGAAGUUCUACUUAGAUGCCAAGUUGGCCAACAAUGUGCUUUUCCCCAUAUCUGGGCAUUUUCAGAACCUCAAGCUAUUGUCAAUGCGCUUCUCGCAUCUAGUGCAAGAUCCUCUCAUUUCCUUGUGUAAAAUGGCAAACCUUGUUUGCCUUGAGCUGAACUGUGCCUAUGAUGGGGAGGCGUUGAGGUUCUGUGCUGAAUGGUUCCCGAAGCUUAAACAACUCUCCCUGGAGAAGCUGGAAAACUUGAAGUCAAUUGACAUAAUUGAUGGCACCAUGGUUAACUUAACGUAUCUCAAACUUAGCCAACUGUGGAAUUUGCAUGUUGUGCCGAUAGGUCUUACAUAUCUGAAGAUGCUCCACCACUUGUUUGCAGAAAGUAUGCCGGAUGUCUUCAUUAGGGGCUUGGCACGUGAGGGGUUUCUUAACAACAGCAUUAUCAUUGAAUGCGUGUGAGAUUUACCUGAUGCAAUGUCUUCAUCUUGUCCUUUGAUUCAAAAUUCUUGUUCCAAGUCAAGCAUUAAUAGGUUAUAAAUAUCAGCAUUGCAUGUGUACACUUAUUUUGAAAAUACUUCCAUAAUCUCUCUCUCGUGCUGGCUGGUUUCUCACAGCUGAUCGGCUCUUCUCUCCUUUAGCUGAUCUUUUUUUUUUUUUUUGUGACUUCCAAGUAAGGCCAAGGUGUGGUGAUAGAGGGUUGUGUGGUCUACAGGUUUGACAAAGUGGUGUGAGCUAAAAGGCUUGUGGAUUAUUUGUGAUGACUUAGUAAAGUAGGCUAUGUAAUACUGUUCACUGCAGAUUAAAUAUAAUGUUGAUUAUCCCUUU
Messenger RNA from Oryza sativa Japonica Group (Japanese rice), 3214 nucleotides. RefSeq names its product disease resistance protein RPM1. Gene Ontology annotation, molecular function: ADP binding. Gene Ontology annotation, biological process: defense response to other organism. NCBI's taxonomy places the organism in Eukaryota, Viridiplantae, Streptophyta, Magnoliopsida, Poales, Poaceae. The record is from RefSeq and is a predicted model, not a curated record.